GUUCAACAAUACAGUGAAAUUCAACACGCGUAUAUAUUACGUCAGCAAACACUUAAAAAUCUCUGCUCAUCUUUCUUUGAGACCGAGCCUAAAUCACACAAAAGCCCCAGAGCUCCAUCCAUAACCAUAACCAGUCGCAUUCCCAAGAAGAAACAUCCCAAAAGCGUUAACGUUAAAAUCAUUCAAACAUCGCGACCAAAGCCUCAAGCAACACACUUCUCGUCAAUCAGGUUGCCUGAUCAAGAAGCAGCAGUCACAGCUACCUCCACUUCCUCCUUGCCAACCGGGCCUUCCCAAGUGAAGUUACCCACAUCAAACAGCCCAAGAGGAUCCCAAUUGGCCGACUCCUCACCGACCGGCUCGAAAACGGGUACAGCAGGUUCCUUCUUUGUCUUCAUCUCCUGCAAACGAUCCUCCGGCCCAUGCCAAACAUCAGUACACCCAGCAAACGCAUCACGAAUCAACCUAGGCGCCAUCGUGCCACUCCACGGUGGACUCGGGUAGGUACUCUCAAGCCCAAUAAUAGGCGGCUCCCUGAACGCAAUCGUAGGCG
Messenger RNA from Saitoella complicata NRRL Y-17804, 553 nucleotides. RefSeq lists its product as uncharacterized. NCBI's taxonomy places the organism in Eukaryota, Fungi, Ascomycota, Saitoellomycetes, Saitoellales, Saitoellaceae. The record is from RefSeq and is a predicted model, not a curated record. The transcript has a single exon. The annotation marks the transcript as partial.